This is a messenger RNA of Naegleria gruberi, 800 nucleotides long. RefSeq names its product proteasome subunit beta. Lineage: Eukaryota; Heterolobosea; Eutetramitea; Acrasida; Naegleriidae. The record is from RefSeq and is a predicted model, not a curated record. The coding region runs from base 164 to 760 and encodes 198 amino acids. Gene Ontology annotation, cellular component: proteasome core complex. The transcript is spliced from 2 exons.
GUAUUUUGAUACUCAUAAACUUUUCCACGAGGAUGCUCCAAAGCCAAACCAAAAUGUUUUCCCAUACGAACAUUUAGUCAUCAAUGAAGAUGCUAAGAAACAUACACAAGACCCAAUCGUUACUGGUACAUCCAUCUUGGGUAUUAAAUAUAAAGGAGGAGUAAUGUUGUGUUCUGAUACUCUUGGAUCAUACGGUUCUCUUGCUAGAUUCCGUUCUGUUGAAAGACUCAGAAAGGUUGGAAAUAAUACUCUUAUCGGAGCUUCAGGCGAAUACAGUGAUUUCCAAUAUAUUGUUGAUUUAUUAGAAAAAUUAGUUGAUAAGGAUUUCUGUGCUGAUGAUAAGAUUGAAACUCAACCAAAGGCAAUUUUCCAAUACUUGGUGCGUAUUAUGUAUAACAGAAGAAACAAAUUUAAUCCAUUGUGGAAUACACUGAUCGUUGCUGGUGUUAAAGAUGGUAAAUCAUUCUUGGGUUAUACUGAUUUAUUAGGAUCAAACUUUGAGGAUGACACUAUGGCAUCAGGUUAUGGUGCUUAUUUGGCCAAGCCAAUUCUCAGAAAGUUCCUCGAUGAAAAGGGAGGAGAUGUAAAUAAUAUCACUGAACAAGAAGCCAAGGAUGUUUUGGAAAAGUGUAUGAAGGUUCUUUACUACAGAGAUGCUAGAAGUAUUAACAAGAUUCAAAUUGCUACUGCCAACGAAACUGGACUCAAUGUUACUGAACCUUACUCACUCCAAACAGAAUGGGCUUUCAAAGGUUUUUAAUUGUAUAAAUCAAAAAUAAAUUUACAAUUGUAUUUUAGAG